AUGUUUAAGCCCACAAAAUCCCAAUACACUUGCCAAGACUACAUCUCCGAUCACAUCUGGAAAACCAGCAGCCAUUAA
This is a messenger RNA of Lachancea fermentati, 78 nucleotides long. The record is from the annotation of a GenBank genome assembly. Lineage: Eukaryota; Fungi; Ascomycota; Saccharomycetes; Saccharomycetales; Saccharomycetaceae.